CGCUCCGUCACAGUCUCGCUUUGCCCGCUGACAAUGGCGGCCGCUACUUUGGCUCUCGGAUUAGCUGUGGCUCUGUUGGCCACCGGAAAUGGCCAACAGCAGCAGCAAGUGGCCAACCAUAAGCAGUCGCAUCUCUGGCUUGACUGCUCCUGCCUGCAUGCCACCGAUCGGAAUGCCACCCAAUGGGGCACGUUGGCCAUUAACGCCAGCCAGGCGAUGGGAGCCAAGAACAACUGCCUGAUGAUCUUCGUCGGGGGAAUGGACGGCGAGCUGGUGGCCUUUCAGCUCGAGCAGUUGCAGCUGCGCCCCGGCUGUUUGGACAGCGUGGACGUCUUUCCCUAUUUGCGGGAGCCCGUCAUCGAGAACGCGACUCUGGCGGCGGACACCUUUUGCCAGCACAGCCGGAACCGCAGUGCCACGCCUAUUUAUAGCGCCGGUCGAUUGCUCGGCCUACGCCUCCGGUUUCAGCAGCCGCCCACCGGCGACCCGGCCAAAUGGAACUUGACCCUAACCGCCAGCUAUCGAUUUCUGAAGCGAGAAAACUUCCGUACGGAUGGCCGGUUGGUGCCGCACAGCUUCUGCGACUUCUACUUCUUCGCCAAGUUGGCCGGCGAGGAGGGAAAUCUGGGACAGGGCUACUUCCACUCCCCCCAGUUUCCCGCCCACUAUCCGGCUCACAUAAAGUGCGCCUACAAGUUCAUCGGUCGGCCGGACACCCAUGUGGAGAUCCUGUUCGAGGAGCUGCAACUGCCGCCGGUGGCCAGUGGAGGAUGCCAGUUGGAUGCAAUUACUCUCUUCGAUGCCGAGUCCGCUCACAUGAGCUCGGUCAUCGAUGUACUCUGCUCGAGUCGUCCCACCCGAAAACUAGUGAGCACUGGUCCCGAUCUUCUCCUGGAGUUUAAUGCCAGUUCCAAUCGCACGGCCAAAGGAUUCCGGGGGAAAUUCAAGUUCGUGCAAAAUGAGUUGGGUGCUCCAGAGUUGACCCCUCCACCGCCGGCUGUUUUGGAGGCAGCCAGUGUGGCGGUGAAGCAGGAAAAACUACAGCAACAACAGGCCUUCGCCGCCAAGGCCAACAGUCUGCCGACGGAUGUGGAGCUGUCGAAGCCAGGACGCUCAUUUGAACAAUGCAAGCAGAUUUUCGAUUCACGAGUAAACAAGUCCGGCACUUUCGAUUCUAAUCAGCUGUUGAAUGCUAAACACGCACUCGGCGGCGUGUUAAUUGGCGGCUCGAGAGUUCUGCAAUGCCGUUACGAAUUUGAAGCCCAGCCGCCAGAACGAGUGCAGAUUAGAUUCCACGACUUUAACGUACCCACGGAACAUGAGAAUUCCACGGGUUGUCAGCCGGGCGAUGCCCUCCAUGUGGUCACCGAGGUGCGCGGACGAUACGAGACGCAGGAACUCCUCUGCGGCGCCUUUUUGCCAAAGCCCCUGAUGUCUAGUGGAUCAAAUUUGCACCUACAGUUCGUCGGAAAAUAUCCACCCGCCAUGACCAAUAAGGUUCAGUACUACGGAUUUCGCGCAGAGUAUCGCUUUCUAACCAAUUAUGGCAUCAUGUCCGGCGUGCAAAAAGAUGAUUGUUCUUUCGUCUACAAUAGCAGCGAGCGAAUAAGUGGCCUCUUUCACUCCCCAAAUUUUCCUGGCUAUUAUCUGGAAAACGUGGUGUGCAAUUAUUAUUUCUACGGAGCCAGUGAUGAAAAAGUAGUGCUGCAUUUCACCUACUUUGAUGUCGAAGGCAUUGGAACUUGUGACCACCAGACUGCCAGUGACUAUAUAGAGUUUUCGAAUUUUAUGAGCACGGAUCGGAAGUACAGCAGAUAUUGCGGAAGGCUACCAGAUUUUGAAAUGCGUUCGGACGGGCGCUUCUUUCGCGUUACCUUGCAUUCAAAUGAUCGAUUCGUGGCCAUAGGGUUUCGCGCCCUAUACACAUUUGAAACCAUUCCACUAAAUAAUUCUAUACCGGAUCUGCGAGAUAAUGCCUCCAUGCAGAGCUUCGUCUCUUCAGCUUCAUCCUUCUCGGUUAUUGACUUAUCAAAGUUGAUAUUUUGUUUAUCUUAUAUUUAUAUAAAAUUCCAAUAAAGAUAUUACAGUUUAAAAGAGAA
This is a messenger RNA of Drosophila ficusphila, 2099 nucleotides long. RefSeq names its product suppressor of lurcher protein 1 (gene Sol1). Gene Ontology annotation, cellular component: plasma membrane. The coding region runs from base 34 to 2076 and encodes 680 amino acids. Lineage: Eukaryota; Metazoa; Arthropoda; Insecta; Diptera; Drosophilidae. The transcript is spliced from 7 exons. The record is from RefSeq and is a predicted model, not a curated record.